AUGGUGUACGAUGUGGCUAUCAUCGGCGCGGGACCCUGUGGGCUGGCCGUGGCAGCGAGGUUGCGAGAAGCCACUCCCUCUGCGCUCUUCACCGACGACGAGCAUGCCAGGUACUGGCGAAGGUUCAAUCGGCGCGAGACUAUUGAGAACGAACGCAGAUUCCAGCGAAGGGGGGAAACCAACUUGGACCAGCGAAGCCACAAGUCCACCUCUGCCAAAUCGAUCAUUGUGCUGGAUGCGCUCUCCGACGAGUGGAUGGCCGCAUGGCAAGAGAGAUUCCGCAGGUUGAAGAUCGACCAUCUUCGGAGUCCGCUGUUCUUCCACCCCGACCCCAGGGACAGAGACUCCCUUCUGGCCUUCUCGCAUCUUCACGGCCGCACGGACGAGCUGCAGGAAAUCCCCAACGUGGCUGGCAAGGAGAUCAGCAAGCACCGAAUCAAGAAGAAGCGUCAGAAAAGGAUCGCACAGCACCUCCGCAUUGACGACCGAGACCGCAUAGAUUAUUUCACGCCGUCGGCGGCGCUCUUCCGUGACUUUUGCGGCGACAUUGUCGACCGAUACGGGCUUCGGAGCCUGGUCAUACGAGCAAAAGUCGCAAACGUCGAGUACGGCGACUUGGGCGGGUUGACCAGCACCGAAGGAUUUACCUUGACCACCGACCAAGGAGCAAUCUUCUCCCGAAUCGUUGUCCUCGCGAUCGGCCCUGGCAGCAAGCCUUGCAUUCCCCUCGACAGCAAACUUCAGCGGCCAACGGAGCCCGGAAGCGUUUGCCACUGCUUCGAUUCCGUGAGCGAACACUGCCUUCCAGAGCACGUUCUGCGAAAGAUCGAUCAAGGAGCACCAACCUCGGUCGUGGUGGUCGGUGGCGGACUUACGAGCGCUCAAAUUGCUGACCUGAUCCUUUGUUGCGGCGUCACCAAGGUGUGGUUGCUGGUCAGGGGAGACUAUAAGCUCAAGCAUUUUGACGUCGACCUAGAGUGGGUGUCAAAGGUGCGCAACCAACAAAUGUCAGUGUUUUGGUCGGCAGACAGUGAUGAUGAGCGCUUCGAGUUGCUCAAAGAAGCCCGAAACGGAGGUAG
Molecule: messenger RNA, 1079 nt
Organism: Cladophialophora immunda
Lineage: Eukaryota; Fungi; Ascomycota; Eurotiomycetes; Chaetothyriales; Herpotrichiellaceae
Exons: 3
Source: RefSeq, a predicted model, not a curated record